AUGGUCACAUUGGGAUUCGCUGCAUACACUGAUAAAUGUAAAUACUGCUCGCUUGUCGUGGAAACAUUCAAAGCGGGCCUGAAAAAAACUGAAAAUCAGCACUUUGCUGGUGGAAAUACUGAUUGGGAGGAGAAAAAGUUGGGAAAGUUUGCCAAAAGUGAAGUAAGAUUGGUAGAGAUUAUGGAGUAUCUAUGUAAAAUGAAAUAUUUGGAUGAUUCGAAUGCAUUUAGAGAUGUCAAGGAUAUCGAAUUCAAGUGUCAGCAGUUGGUUGAAGAACAUGAAGAGAACAUUGAGAACUGGUACUUCCAUAAACAACUUUCCAAUCCUGAUUUCCUGAAGUGGUUUUGUUACGAAAAGUUGCGGUUAUGUUGCAAUGCGGGACAUUUUGGUGCAGAUUGCAAACCUUGUCCUGGUGUUGAUAAAGGUCUUCCAGUUUGCUCUGGUCAUGGAUCUUGUCAGGGUGAUGGUUCUCGAGAAGGGAGUGGUAAGUGCAGGUGUGACAUAGGUUAUGUUGGCUUUAUGUGUAGCAACUGUGAUGCAAAUUAUUACGCUACGCGAAAUAGUUCUGCUUUCAUUUGCAAGGAAUGUCACAAAUCGUGUAGAGGCGGUUGUUCUGCUGGUGGGCCAGGAAAUUGUAAAGAGUGUCAUGUUGGGUGGGUCAUGAAUGAUAGCAAUGAAUGUGAAGAUGCCAACGAGUGUCUUGAUGAAAAUCGGUGUACUGGUGAACAUGUUAAGUGCAGUAAUACAGAUGGUUCAUACGAAUGUAUAUGUGAGAAAGGCUUUGUCAAAGGCUCUAAGGGUAUUUGUGAAGUUGACGUUAAAGCUUCGCCUGGGAAAUUGUGGGUACGACCAGACAGGUUACUUCCACCUAGUGCGAUUAAUGAGGAAAGGGCCAAAAAUAGGAAGAGCAGUGGCAAUUUAGAGAACUUCGAAAUCGAUAUUACGACGAAAAAUUUUGAGAACCCGCAAAAGGAUUUGUCGAAUUCAAAAAUGGAAAGUGAAAGAAAUCACAAGCGAAAUGGUCAGAUUUCCACGACGGAUGAAUUAUAA
Molecule: messenger RNA, 1050 nt
Organism: Brugia pahangi
Lineage: Eukaryota; Metazoa; Nematoda; Chromadorea; Rhabditida; Onchocercidae
Source: the annotation of a GenBank genome assembly